Molecule: messenger RNA, 3649 nt
Organism: Camelina sativa (false flax)
Lineage: Eukaryota; Viridiplantae; Streptophyta; Magnoliopsida; Brassicales; Brassicaceae
Source: RefSeq, a predicted model, not a curated record
AAAAAAAAUCCGAGAAGGAGCCGUUUGAUAUAUAUACGGCGGUGGUGGGAAAAUAGUGAAAUUACGGGGGAGGAGUUGAAUCGGAUCUGUGAUUUGAGUGAGGAAGGGGGAGAAAUAUUAAGGAGUAGGUGGAUGAUUCAGGUAUAUGAAAACCCUAAGUUCUUUGAUUACUCUGCUCUUUGUUUUUGGUUCAAUGAAAGGAGAUAGAGAGUCAGAGAGAGAGAGAGAGUCAAGAGAGAAAUCGAUUCUGGUUCUGGACUCUUGUCGGCUUGGCGAUGAUUUAUAUAAACAACUUGGAAUCUUCUUUUGGACAUGGAAGAUCUUAUAGAAAUCACGAGAAAGGUCGAAUCUUCUUUUACUUCCAUCAGAGGAAGGUCGAUCUUGUUUCGAUGUGGUCAUCAUGAACCUUAGUGGCUCGUCUGUGUAUGAUAGACUUAGGGAUACGAUGAUACUCUGGUUUCGAUGUGAAUUGGGAUCUUUGGCUGUGGCCGGCCAUUCAAGAAUCUUUCGAUAUGGCCAAGGGGCGAGGCCGACAGUGUGAUCUGGAGUUGGAUUUAGUCGGGACUACAAACAUGAAAUAAAUGCUAGUUUUGUUUGCUUUUAAUUCCCCCCACCCAAAACCAAAAAAACAAAAAAACGUACACCCAAAAGCUCUGGAGGUUUUUUUUUUCUUUCUCCAGACUUCAAAAACUGUAUAGCGCAAUCUGUCUUAAGGUGAGGUGAGGUGAGGUGAGGUGAAGGUUCGUAGUAAAAAAAAAAAAAAGUUUUUCCGGGAGUGGAUGGUAUAGAAGCAUGAAAAGCAAUGAUGGUGAAGAGCUUCCUUGGAAAGUGGUGUCUAAAGGUAGCAGAAGUUCAACAAGGCGUAGUAAGAAACCAGUUGUACGUGUUGCAGCUUCAGGUAUUGAGGCAGAAGACAAGAGUUCAACUGGCUCAGUAGUAGCAGGAAAAUCAAAGCCUGAAGAGCUUGGGGUUUCUGUUCAAGAUCAGCAUUUCCCUGAAAGAGUAGAGCAUGUUCCGAUAAAGAAACGGAGAUUUCUGAUUCGCUCCCUGUCACCUUCAAAGAGGUCAUCUGGUCAAUGUGAAGGCUCAGAAAAUAAAGCGCAGAUCAACCGUGUUUCGCCUGUUUCGAGAUUAAACCCAAAUUUGAUCUCAGACGUUCAUGAUGAAAAGCCUGAUUGUAGUGGUCAUGACUUUUCUGGUAUCAAGAUACUUGCUGAUGCUGCUUGCAGUACGGAAUUGAAUAAUGAUCUUGCACCAGCUGUUGACCGGUUUCUUGCCGAAGAAUCUGUUGUUCAGCAACAAGAUGCCUCUACCAUUUCAACCCAUGCUGAAGGUAAUGAUUCAUCAGCUGGAACUGCUUAUGUCUCGCAUACUGCAGUUGAUUCCAGUGAUCAGGGUCGGCAAAGCAAUUGCGAUAUUGUAGCGCCUCAGAGAAAUCCUUUAAAAAAUUUGGUCAAAGAGUUGGCUGAUGUGCAGAGCGUAGAGCACAGCAGAGUGACCUCUGGAGGGAUGAUAGCACCUAAAAAAACCAGUAUUGCUCUUUCGGAUGAAUCCUCAACAGAAAGACCGACGGCUAAUGUUGCAGCAAGUGAAUGUGAAACUUUAGCACCUGAUAGUGGAGUUGUAACGAUGUCAGAGAAAUCAUCUGCCGAUGAGCCCACUGAAAGGAACAAGGGUGAAGGCCUUAAAAAUGUUAUCUUCCACUGGGAUUUAAAUGAACCUUGUGGUGUAGAAGAUGAAGCCUCUGGAAGGGAUGUGGAGGGAGAAAUCACAGAGUCUAUUGCCCCUAAAGACAGCGGACCUAUUGAUGGAAGUAAGGACAGUAUGGGUGGAGUAACUGCAUCAGAUGAUCAUACAAAAACUUCAUCACCAUCUGGGCCUAAGGCUGAUGCAGCUACUAAAAAUGAAAAGGAGUGCCAAUCUGGUUAUGACUCCCAGUUUGAGGAUGGAGAGUUGAGAGAACCAUACCCUUGGGAAGAGACUGAGGGAGAAACGGGAGAGGUUGAACAGUUGGAUUACGGGUCUGAGCCAGAGGCUGAGAGAUUCUACUCAAUGGAAUCUGAGAAGGGAAUCUUGGCAGACAAGAAUUUCAGACAUAUUAAAAGUGAGCCUGGUGAUGCACCGAGAAUUGGGGAGGCUAAUGAAGGAAGUGACAUAGAGAAGCAAGUUGUUGUUAACAUGAGUGAUUCACAUCCUAAGAAGGGCUCUUCGUCUCCUUCAAGGAGCUUUGGGUCAAAACCAUACAAGAAGUUGCCUUCACAUGAUGCCAUCCAGAGGAGAAGGCCUGAUAAUUCUGAAGGGUUGAGUACGGUUCCAGAUAGGUUUGUUGGGAGAGCUGACCGGUCAGGGAUGCGUACUCCUGGGAGAGGAGGGUAUUUUAAUGGUUGGGAUUCCAAACGACGCUUCUCCCACCCUAAUUACAAAGGCGGUUCCUCUGGUUUCGGGCGUCCACGGCCUAAAAGCAUGGCAGAUGAUCAAGGUAUGAUGAACGGCUUUGAUGAGUCAGGACCGGGACCAGGACCAGGACCAGGACCAGAUGGUUAUGAACGUAGGCAAUUCUCAGAUGGUGGAUACCGAGGUCGGUUUAGGAGAUACCCAGAUGAUAGGGAUCGUAAUUUCAGGGGUCCUCACAGUGAUACCAACCAAUUUCCUAGUCGGAUGCACAACCGGAUGAGUAGUAAUAGGAGAGAGAGAGGUGGCUCUCAGGUUUACAGGAGAUUGCACCACCCGCAAUCAGAGUCAAGAUCCAGAAGCCGGUCUCCAGUCUCGUGGAAUGGCAGAAACAGAUCAUCUCCUCCUCCUCCAGGUGGGUUUAGAGCAGACGAGAGGAUGAUGGAAAGAGUGAGGUUGCCUUUCCAGAAACGGUUUCCUGCAGAUCAAGAGAUGGGUUACAUGUCACCUCCGAGAAACAGAAUGUCGUCGCCGAGGUUCUUUGAAGGGAGGAACAAUGAUGCUGGAGAGAAUCAUAAUAAUGGCUUCAGGGGAAGGAAGUUCCGGCCUGGGCAGAGAUUUGAUGUCGGAAAUUCUAUGAGAAGACCGAAUUCUGAUAAAAACAACGACAACAACUUUAGACCAUUUAUUCGGAACAGAAGAUUUGACGUUGCGGAAGAGAACAGUACAGGUCUGAACAGGUUUGAGAUGGCUCAGCAGGAGCGGGCUCGACGGUCUGAGGCCACAGCAGAUGGAGGUGGUAAUGAUAUUCGACGGUUCAAGUUUAAUGAAGAACAGCCAGUGGUGGUAGCCAACAACGACAACAACAACAAAGAGUCAUGAUAACAGAUAACGUAAGGGGACACAUUUUGGUUUUUGCCAAUAGAAGAAUCUCUCUUAUGUUAGUUUAGUUUUGUUUGUUAUGUUUGUUAUCGUAAUUUUAAGACAUCGGUUUAGGGAAUAGGGGGAAAAAAUGCCAUGACGUCGUCAUCCUGGUAUUUUUGUUUUUGUUUUUGUUUGAGGAGAGUUUGAUUUCUCUCUUCUUUUUUUUUUUUUUUCUUUCAAAAUUUCUCAUUUUCUUUCUACAGAGGUUUUAGGGUUUUCUAGGUUUUUAAAAUAGCUGCUGGUUUCCUUUUGUGGAAAUGAUUUCUAUAUUUGUAGAAAACCAACAAAAUGAAAUCAAAUAUCUUUUUUUUCUUACCCAUUUUGGUAAGCUGAA